Molecule: messenger RNA, 2561 nt
Organism: Antrostomus carolinensis (chuck-will's-widow)
Lineage: Eukaryota; Metazoa; Chordata; Aves; Caprimulgiformes; Caprimulgidae
Gene: ADAM9
Product: ADAM metallopeptidase domain 9
Exons: 22
Biological process (GO): membrane protein ectodomain proteolysis; cell-cell adhesion mediated by integrin; transforming growth factor beta receptor signaling pathway
Cellular component (GO): plasma membrane
Molecular function (GO): metalloendopeptidase activity; integrin binding
Source: RefSeq, a predicted model, not a curated record
GAUUCCAGCAGCUUUCUCUGUUGUCUUCCUACGAAGUUAUAAUCCCACAGAGGUUAGGAAGAGAACGGCGAGAGGCUUCCAAUGUCUCCUCAGUACAGGACAAGGUGUCGUAUGCUAUUGAGAUAGAAGGACAAGAAUACACGGUUCAUCUUGAAAAGAACAAAGAACUGCUGCCCAAAGAUUUCACGGUUUAUACCUAUAAUAAGGAGGGGAAGUUGCAAUCUGAAUAUCCAGAUGUCCAGGAUCACUGCCAUUAUCAGGGAUAUGUGGAGGGGACCCUGGACUCUGUGGUUGCUGUCAGCACUUGCUCGGGGCUCAGGGGUUUGGUGACAAUAGGGAACAUCACCUAUGGAAUUGAGCCCAUGGAUUCCUCUUCUGACUCUAAACACAUUUUGUAUCGAUUGGAUAAUGUGAAGAAAGAGCCCACAGUGUGUGGAGUAACCACCCAAGACCAUGAAGGGGAACAUAUGGAGGAAAAUCACCAUCCCAGUAUGACUCAGCUGCUGCGAAGAAAGAGAGCGGUCCUACAUCAAACAAGAUACGUGGAGCUGUUCAUAGUUGUGGAUAAAGAAAAGUUUGAAGAUUUUGGGAAGAGUGAGACAGAAGUAAGAGAACACAUGGUACAACUGGCAAACUUCCUUGACAGUAUGUACAUCAUGUUGAACAUCCGCAUUGUGCUGGUCGGUCUAGAGAUUUGGAAGCAUGAAAACAUAAUUAGCACGGACGGAGGUGCUGGUGAUGUGCUGGCAAAUUUUGUACAGUGGCGUGAGAAGAAUCUUGUUUUGCGCCGGAGACACGACAGUGCCCAGUUUGUUCUGAAGAAGGGGUUUGGUGGCACAGCUGGAAUGGCCUAUGUUGGAACAGUGUGCUCCAAGAGCCACGCAGGAGGCAUUAAUGUGUUUGGAAGAAUCAGCAUACAGAUGUUUGCAUCCAUUAUGGCUCAUGAACUGGGACAUAACCUGGGGAUGAACCACGAUGAUGAACGUGUCUGUCACUGUGGAGCAAGCAGUUGCAUUAUGAACUCUGGAGCAUCGGGAUCAAGGAACUUCAGCAGCUGCAGUGCAGAAGACUUUGAGAAGCUAACCCUUAACAAAGGUGGAAGCUGCCUGCUCAACGUUCCCAGGCCCGAUGAAACCUAUAGUGUUCCGUACUGUGGGAACAGGCUGGUAGAUGCCGGGGAGGAGUGUGACUGUGGUUCACCAAAGGAAUGUGAAAGUGAUCCUUGCUGCGAACCAGGGACUUGCAGACUGCGAUCUGGUGCUGAAUGUGCUUAUGGCGACUGCUGUAAAAACUGCCAGCUUCUUCCUGGAGGAACCGAGUGUCGGGCGAGUAACAAUGAGUGUGACCUUCCAGAGUACUGCAACGGCACGUCCCAGUUCUGCCAGCCCGACUUCACCGUUCAGAACGGUCACCCGUGCCACAACGAGGAAGCCUACUGUUACAACGGCGUCUGCCAGUACUACGACGCGCAGUGUCAGGAUAUCUUUGGCUCAAAAGCCAAAGCAGCCCCCAACAUUUGUUUUGCUGAAGUGAAUUCCAAGGGUGACAGAUUUGGCAACUGUGGUUUCCACGGCCAUGACUACAAGAAAUGUUCCAGCUGGAAUGCCAUGUGUGGGAAGCUGCAAUGUGAAAAUGUGAAAAAUAUGCCUGUUUUUGGAAUUAAGCCUGCUAUUAUCCAAACUCCCAUUGGAAGAGGCACCAUGUGCUGGGGUGUAGAUUUCCAGCUAGGCUCUGAUGUCCCAGACCCAGGAAUGGUGAAUGAAGGCACCAAAUGUGAUACUGGAAAGAUCUGCAGACACUUCCAGUGUGUCAGUGCCUCUGUUCUGAACUACGACUGUGACGUGGAGAAGCAGUGUCAUGGACAUGGGGUGUGCAAUAACAACAGGAACUGUCACUGUGAAGCAGGCUGGGCCCCUCCAUACUGCGACACUAAAGGCUACGGAGGAAGUCUGGACAGUGGCCCUCCUUACAAUGACAGCAUGCUUCGCUUGGUAGUAAAUACAAAGGUAGCCCCUGCCCCAAACAACUUACGGUAUAGAAGAGAGGUACGCGAUAAAGAAACGGGGCGAUGCAGAGACAAAGACACUUCGCUGAGAAAUGGGCUGCUGGUAUUUUUUUUCCUGGUCCUCCCGCUGCUCGUAGCUGCUGCUGUGGCAUUUGCAAAGAGAGACAAGCUGAAGCGAUGCUUUAGGAGGUUAAUGUCCCGCUGCCAAUCGUCCCUUCAGCCACCACCUCCUAGGACAGAAACAGAACCAAGAGACUACCACCACAGAGGCUUUUCCCAUGGCACGCCUUAUGCUCCGAGAGCUGUUCCCAUGGAUAUGGAACCAAAUACCUUUCCUGUUCCAUCUUACCCAGUUAACCAGCAUCCUCAGCAGGCUUACCACCAGUCUUACUACCCGUCUCCGCAAUACCAGGCACCACAGCCACAGAAGCUGCCGAUGAGGCCGCCACCUCCGCAGCAGAAAUACGCACCUCAGGGACCUCCUCCAUCACAGCAAAAGUGUUUACCUCAGGGACAGUAUUUUCCUUCUCGACCGGCACCUUUGCCUCCCAAAUAG